This is a messenger RNA of Arvicola amphibius (Eurasian water vole), 7205 nucleotides long. It is a transcript of the gene P2ry2, whose product is annotated as purinergic receptor P2Y2. The record is from RefSeq and is a predicted model, not a curated record. The transcript has 3 exons. Gene Ontology annotation, biological process: blood vessel diameter maintenance; phospholipase C-activating G protein-coupled receptor signaling pathway; positive regulation of mucus secretion. Gene Ontology annotation, cellular component: plasma membrane. NCBI's taxonomy places the organism in Eukaryota, Metazoa, Chordata, Mammalia, Rodentia, Cricetidae. Gene Ontology annotation, molecular function: G protein-coupled purinergic nucleotide receptor activity; G protein-coupled UTP receptor activity; A1 adenosine receptor binding. Bases 4806 to 5930 code for a protein of 374 amino acids.
AUCUUUAAUUUCAUGACUGUAAUUUCUUUCUUUCCUUUUAUUUAUAAGUGUUUAUGCUACUUGUUGGAAUGUUGGUGAAUUGUUACAGUUUACAAAAAUUCCUCAUUUUAUUUUGCUCCAUGAGAAAGGAACCUUUAUUUUGUAGAUGAGAAAAAUAGAGAAUGUCUUGUCCAAGGUCAAAAAGGCAGAUAAAAAUGGGGAAUCCUGCCUACCUGCCCCAGCUGAGGCCUCCCCUCUAGGACCAAAGCUUGUUUCUAGACGGAAGGGAGUUUGAACACUAGGUUCUCACUGUGUAGUCCUGGCUAGCCUGGAACUCACUAUGUGGACCAGACUGACCUUGAACUCACAGAGGUUUGCCGGUAACCUAACUCUGAAGCUCUGGGAUUUCUGGUGGCCUGUUUACCCAGCUGUUUCUGGAUAGCCACCAUUCCCCAGUCUGCUUACAGGACCAGGAAGAUCUUGCUGACUGGCUGAGUAAGAAGUGCCCUCCAAUGGCAUCUCCUUUGUCCCCUAACUGCCUUCCCCGGGCCUGUCUGUGCACCCUUUAACCCAUCCCUUCCCCUGAGAUGCCCUUAGGUUCUAAGCCACCAGGGGGGCUUAAUGGGAAGAACCUGGCUCAGGACCCUCCUUAAUCUCUAGAGAAGUCAGUCAACUGUGUUGUGAAGCUGGGCCAUCGCUGCCUUCUUACUGUGUCCCUGUCAUCCAGCACAGAUAGGGCACACGGCAAGUGCCAGGAAGUAUUUUGGAAAUGAGUGAACAGGUACAGUGGAUAUUCAGAAGAGAAACUUCUUGUUUCGUGAAGAGCAACCAUAGUGGGUUCCUGUUUCCACCCUCUGAGACUUAUGUGCCUAGACUGGUCUUGAAUUCAGCCUGUAGAAUGGCAUUAACUUCUAAUCCUCCUGCUUCCACCUUUUGAAUCCUGGGCUUGUAGGUAUAUACCUGUUUUAUUUGGUGCUGGCAAUCAAACCAAAGAUUUCUUGCAUUCUACGUAAGCAUUUUACCAACUGAGCUCUACCCCAGCUCCUUCAUAGUCCUGCCGCCCAAACCCUGAAACCUGCUUCAGUCUUGCUAUAGAAUGAGUGGCAGGAUUCAUGAUGGAGAGAAUGGCAUCCUAGACUUGCUGGGCCCAGCUCAGUCCUGCAUUUUCAUGUUCUGUCACUGUUAUUGCAGAAGAGAGGUCUAGGCACUGGGCCUCCCUCCAGCUUGUAUGGAUAAAGCCUCCUGGAGAGUUCAAUUUGUAAGAGAGACUUGCCCAGGCCUGGGCUUGGGUCAGGAAGGAAACUCAUAGGGAGUCCCGGACCAAGACUGUACAAUCUUUUCCAUGGUCACCCACCCCCCAAACUCCUUGGUGCUAACUGCUUUCCAUUAGUGCCAUCUUUGCAAGGGUCAACUCUAAAAAUUCCUUCCCUUUUAAGCGGGAGAAAAAGCUCUCAGCUUGGCAUUUGAGUCCUUUCGUAUGAAUUCCUUGGCCCCCACAUAUUCCAUGCCACCUAACCCUCCAUGCCAGCCACACAGGAUCUCCUGGCUCUUCUUCAACAGCCUGUACCCUCACCCUCUGAGUCUUGGCUUAGGCUUCCUCCCUCCCCAUCUCUCUCUUUGACAACCCCAAGUUAUCUAUUAAGGCCAGCUCCUUGGGAAAGCUUCCACUAACCACUUCCCCAGGAUACAGGUUGUCCCAGUCUCUGUGACCCUGAGUUCCUAGUCUCUGUGUUCCCUUUGGAUAUGGUUGGAUCUCCCAAGAUAACCUGUCCAUCGCUGUGCACUCCUCAGAGGGCCUGGCAGAGUUCAUCUCUGAAGCUGCGCAUUUGCAGACACUGGCAGGCGUUUGCUGGAGCUUUGUGGCUCUUAAGAUUGUGAGUUACUGUUGUGUUACUCUGAGCACAAACUCCUGGGAUCUGAGAAUGUCAGCUAAGGCUUUUUGGAGCCACAAGAAACAGAGCUUUGGACACAGCACCUGCUUCUGCAGGUAAACUGGAGGAACAGCAUAGGAUUCGGGUACUCUUGGAAUUAGACUCGGAGAGUCACUGCCCAGAGGAGAGUCUGUCUCGUUGCCUUCUGUGCAUCCUGUGAUAUGAACCUGGGUUCUCCCAUCUCAGGCUGGAUGCUUCCUGCCCCUCCCUGGUCACAGCUUGGACCAUGACCUCUGUCUCUCUGCUGGGGACCCAGAGCAGGCCUCCUGAUGAGAAGUGUUGUAGUACCCCAGAAUUCAGCAUUUUUCUGCCAUGAUGGGAAGAUAGCGCCUGCAACUCCGGACUGUGCACAUCUUCUCCCUGUGAGCCCCCACCCCCACUGCUCCCUGGUCUUAUUCAUUCUUCAUCAGCUGCUCUCAUGGAUCUGUGAUUCUUCCAGUUUGAAAGAACUCACACUCAGGGACUGGGUCUAACUUGACCCAGACUGCACAGCAUAACAGGCUCCAGGCUGGGUCUUGUUAGAGGCACUCAGGUGUGCUUGGCUGGGGUGGAGUCUGGGUUCUUGUGGUUCUGAGCCCAUUUAGCCCAUCUCUGAAGGAAGCCCUGUGCUGUACUCAACUGAGCUGGGCCAGGUAAAAUCCAUGAUUUGGAGUCCUGCCUUGGCUAGGUAGGCCCUUUCUCCUUGGAGACUCAGCUUUGUGUUCUGUGGAGCACCCAGUGCUCUCUCUGCCUCAGUGAGUGCUCCCAACAGCUGAGAUCUUGGGAGUUUUAGGGAAAGUGCUGCAGAGCACUGGGGCCUCCUAGAAUGGAGGUCUUACACCACAGACACACCACCUGAUACCAUCAGAGGUCACCCCUGAGCUGUGUCCCCAGACUAGACCUGGUGUAACAUACCAGGCACAGCUGGGGGAAUUGCUCUCCUCUAACCCCGUGGAGGAUGUUUGGAAAGGGACAGACAGGCAGUGACUUAGGUUCCUAAUCCUGUGCUGCUUAGAUUGCCUGUACUAUGCUCAAGCCAGUUGCUUAGAAUUCAGGUCAUCUUGCCCAGAUUUGUGCUCACUCUUCCUGCACACACCUGACGCCUCCACAUCUUUCUAACCACAAGUCGGGUGUCCUCUUCUCCAGGAAACCUUCCCGAGGAGGGGCCUCCCCACUACCACUGCCUCCUUUCCCAGCAAGGCCUCCUCAGCUUCCUUCAGGCGUGAGCAGCCUGAGUUGUCACUGUCUGUUUCUGGGUGUGUCUCCCUGACCCCUGACCUUGAUAACAAACAUCCGGAGAUCAGGAAAGAAUGUAAUCUCAGAGCAACCGAGGACAAACCUUGGGAUGCGGUGUGCUGUGGAUUGCUGAGGGUUCUGGACCUCCUUCCCCUGAGGAUGGGUCUGGGAGUGUGAGGUACUGAUCUUAGGUCAGCCUGGCUCUACCUUGCCACGUAGCUUCACCCAUAAUUCCUGCAGGGCUACUUGCCUCUCUUGUCUUUGGGGGUGCUCCCAUCCCUCCUGUCUCUACCCUGCAUGGCAACCUCUCUCUUAUUAUUCUAUAGUGUGUGUGUGUGUAUGUAUCUCUGUGUGUGUAUGUGUGUGUGUGUCUCUGUGUGUGUCUGUGUGUGUGUGUGAAGUUUUUGCUCACAAGCAAGUUCUGUUCUGUUAAGAAGAGAUUGACAAGCAGGCUAUGGGAUUGUCAGCUCUGCUCAUCUAACAGCUGGCAAGGGCAGAACAGAUUCUCCACCCACGCUGUGCUCUCACCUCCCUCUUGAUGCUGUUCUAAGUCCAGGUCCUCAGUUCCCCUCUCAAAAUCUCUUUCUGACAAAGGCAGGUAAGUAACAGGUCUCUGGGCCAUGAUAAGACACUCUGCCCUGAGAAGCUGGACAGGGUCCACCAGCCUGGCAGGUGGCGCAUUCCAGAGCCACCCUAGUAGAGGAACUGGAAUGUUGUUCAACCACCCAGGAAAGUCUGCUGCCAGCUUAGGAUCAGCUCUGCUUCCUCCUCUUGGCUUUAGACUUACUAGCCUGGGACUAGUGGGAAAGGACCAGGUUGGAGUUGUCAGACCUCCUUUUCUGGAGAUGAAACAAAGAGGCAGAGCUUUGGGGGGUGGUCAAAGAUGAAUGGCCGGGGAUCUCCCUGGGGAUGGCAUCUGGGCAUUGUAGGGUAGGGUAGGAUCUAGUGGUCAAGGGAACAGCAGAACUCUGUGCUGUUUGCUAGUGUUGUGACUAUAAGGAGGUUAUUUUAGCUGCUGAAACCUUCAAAUUAAAUAUGAAGAGGCUCAUGAAGCCACCUAACAAAGAUGGGUACAGAGAAUGCUCAGCUCUCCCCACGAGACUGAUGGUAAAGAAUUGGGAGCUAUCACUGAGUGAGACAGAAUCAUGUGACUGCUUCAGUCGUACUGAGACAGGAGGAUGGGGGAAAGGGGAAAAUGGCAGGUUUUCUAGUGAUGACAGGGACCAGUUCAACUAGGACCUUGUAUGUUAACUUAACAGCAGUAGGGAGCUAUGGAAGGAUUUGCACUCAAGGGCAUGUGGUUAAAGGUAGGUAUCAAGAAGACAAUGUGACUAAAGAGUUAAGGUUGAACAGGCAGGGCAAGAGGGAGGCUAGGACUGAAGUAAAGAGGAUGGUGGUUCCAAGGGAAAACUUAAUCCUGUGUCUCUACUUCAAUGCAAAGGGCAUACAAGCAUGUCUAAGGAACUCCGCUGGCUGAGCUUGGAGCCCUCCAGGCAGCUGCUUGCCCUGAAAAAUGCUGGAGGCGGGGCACAGCCUCAGGCCCAGGAACCUGUUUUUUCUGUUUCCUGCUUUGGUCCCAGCGGCUGGUCCAGGCCUGAGCAUUUAUGAGUGAAGAACUGGAGCCCACACAGAGCAUCCUCACUUGCUCCUGAGCAAGACUGAUCAGGUCCAGCCAGGGCAAUGGCAGUAGACGGGGACUCCUGGAAUAGCACCAUCAAUGGCACCUGGGAGGGGGAUGAACUGGGCUACAAGUGCCGCUUCAACGAGGACUUCAAGUAUGUGCUGCUGCCCACGUCCUACGGCAUGGUGUGCGUGCUCGGGUUGUGCCUGAACGUUGUGGCUCUUUACAUCUUCCUGUGCCGCCUCAAGACCUGGAACGCCUCCACCACGUACAUGUUCCACCUGGCGGUUUCUGACUCUCUUUACGCAGCCUCUCUGCCGCUGUUGGUUUAUUACUAUGCCCAGGGGGACCACUGGCCAUUUAGCACAGUGCUUUGCAAGCUGGUGCGUUUCCUCUUCUACACCAACCUCUACUGCAGCAUCCUCUUUCUCACCUGCAUCAGUGUGCACCGGUGCCUGGGUGUCUUGCGCCCUCUGCACUCUUUGCGCUGGGGCCGUGCCCGCUAUGCCCGCCGUGUGGCUGCGGUGGUGUGGAUUCUGGUGCUGGCCUGCCAGGCACCCGUGCUAUACUUUGUCACCACCAGUGUACGGGGGACCCGCAUCACCUGCCACGACACCUCGGCCCGAGAGCUCUUCAGCCAUUUUGUGGCCUACAGCUCCGUCAUGUUGAGUCUGCUCUUCGCUGUGCCCUUUUCCAUCAUCCUUGUCUGUUAUGUACUCAUGGCGCGGCGGCUGCUCAAACCAGCUUAUGGGACCACAGGUCUGCCUCGGGCCAAGCGCAAAUCUGUGCGCACCAUUGCCCUGGUGCUGGCCGUCUUUGCCCUCUGCUUCCUGCCUUUUCAUGUUACCCGCACCCUCUACUACUCCUUCCGAUCACUUGACCUCAGUUGUCACACCCUCAAUGCCAUCAACAUGGCAUACAAGAUCACCCGGCCAUUGGCCAGCGCCAACAGUUGCCUUGACCCUGUGCUCUACUUCUUGGCAGGGCAGAGACUUGUCCGUUUUGCCCGAGAUGCCAAGCCACCCACAGAACCCAUCCCCCGUCCCCAGGCUCGUCGCAGGCUGGGCCUGCACAGGUCUCACAGGACUGACACAGCCAGGAAAGAUGUGUCGAUCAGCAGUGAUGACUCAAGACAGACAGAGUCCACUGCAGCUGGGAACCAGACUAAGGACAUUCGACUAUAGGUCAGAGCCCUCAGGCAUGCUCAUGUUCACGUGGAAGCUUAUUCAAAUGGGUCGAUGUCCUCCGAUGCGGAUCAUCAGCAAUUCUCAUUUGGCAACAGCUCAGAAAGUCCCCAAAUCAUUUAUCUGUGUGAGUUGGGAAAUCACACAUAAGAAAGGCAUUGACACCUGACUCCCAUGCAGACAGUUGCCAUUCCUGCCAAGGUUGGGGUUUAGGAAGGCUGUUUCAGCCUCAUAAAUCAAGGGAGGAGCAAGCCCAGAGGAGACACAGCAGAAUCCAGGCUAGCUACCUGAAGUAGGAGUGGGGAUCACAAGGUGACUGGUGCACUCUUAUGAGUGAGCAGCGCUGAGUCCCCAUCGUUGCUUGGGAUGGAACUGGCACUCCAGUGGACUCAGCUCAAAGGAAGAACCCCAGGCCGAGAGACAAACACCUGAGGACUGAUUUUAGUUCCAUCUGGAGGCUCCCCUGGGCUGGAAGCCGGGUAGAAACCAUAACUUAUAUCAAAGAUCGUGCUGCCUGUCAGGCUGUGCUCCUCCGCAUGGUCAGAGGACAGGGCCUGGCCAGGGAAGCGUUCGUCACCUAUGCAAAAGCCAGUUAUUUCUCCCGGAAGUCUCUAUCAGGGAUCCCUCUUCAGACCCCCAGGUCAACCCUGCUUUUAAGCCUCCUGUCUUCUGUAUUGUACUAUGCCAAACAUGGAGAAGAGUCAAGUAGGAGUCUAGUUCUUGGAGUUUCUCAGUUCACAUGACUUCACAUGUGCCGGUAAAUGUCAAACCGUUUAACUGAACUGGGAGGGAGACCUUUUGUUGUGGGGCAAGAAGCCCCACCAUAGCCAAGCAAACUUCAACUUCCAAUUACCAACACAAUGGCAGCCUCUGCAAAAUUCCUAAAAAUCAACAACUGGUUCUUUUUUGUGGGGAGUGGGAAGUUAGCGUUGCUGGUUAGAUAGGAUCUCAGGUAACCAUUGGUGGCCUCAAAUUUGCCAUGUAGCUGAAGCUGAGCUCGAACUCCGUACCUUCUUGUCUUCAUAUCCUAAGUGCUUUGACUACAGGCAGAUGUCACACCUAUCCCAACAACUGGUUUUUAAAAGCAGGUGCAGGGUACUUCAUCACAAGCCACACUGUGUAGCUAGGACUGUGUGACCCCUGGUCAGGGAGGGUUCCCUAGAAUGCCAGGAAGUGGACAGGCCAACUCUGGGGUUUAGGCAGGGACAGACACACCUUGUCUGCCUCCUAAAUCUCCCUUCUCCCCUCUCUGCCAUUAAAGGCGAGGCAUCCCCA